AUGGCGAAACAUAAUGCUGUGGGGAUUGAUUUGGGAACGACCUACUCGUGUGUCGGAGUUUUCAUGCACGGGAAGGUGGAAAUCAUCGCCAAUGAUCAAGGUAACCGAACAACUCCGUCUUAUGUUGCGUUCACCGAUACGGAGCGUCUGAUUGGUGAUGCUGCAAAGAAUCAAGUGGCUAUGAAUCCAAAUAAUACAGUUUUUGAUGCCAAACGUUUAAUUGGCCGUAGAUUUGACGAUCCUGCGGUCCAGGCAGAUAUGAAGCAUUGGCCGUUUAAAGUUAUUAAUGCAGAAGGUAGUAAGCCAAAAGUUCAAGUUGAGUACAAGGGUGAGACCAAGACAUUCACUCCGGAGGAGAUUUCAUCAAUGGUCCUACUGAAGAUGAAGGAAACAGCUGAGGCUUUCCUUGGUAGCACUGUUAAGGAUGCUGUGGUGACCGUGCCGGCAUAUUUUAAUGAUUCACAGCGUCAAGCUACCAAGGAUGCAGGGGCCAUCGCGGGUUUGAAUGUUCUUCGUAUCAUAAAUGAGCCAACAGCCGCGGCUAUCGCUUACGGUUUGGAUAAAAAAGGGCAUGGUGAGCGUAAUGUACUUAUUUUCGAUCUCGGCGGUGGUACAUUCGAUGUAUCUAUACUGACUAUUGAGGAUGGAAUUUUCGAAGUGAAAUCGACAGCCGGUGAUACCCAUCUUGGAGGCGAAGAUUUUGACAAUAGAAUGGUGAAUCAUUUCGUCGCCGAGUUUAAACGGAAGCAUAAGAAGGAUCUGUCGACGAAUCCGCGGGCUCUUAGACGUCUGAGAACUGCCUGUGAACGUGCCAAGAGAACUUUGUCUAGUUCAUCUCAAGCAAGCAUAGAAAUUGAUUCACUCUUCGAAGGGAUUGAUUUCUAUACAAAUAUCACUCGUGCACGUUUUGAAGAGCUGUGCGCUGAUUUAUUCCGUUCAACUAUGGAUCCUGUUGAGAAAGCCCUUCGUGAUGCAAAGAUGGAUAAGUCGCAAAUGCACGACAUUGUUCUUGUUGGAGGGUCGACGCGUAUACCAAAAGUUCAGAAACUUCUUUCUGACUUUUUCUCUGGCAAGGAACUUAAUAAGAGUAUCAAUCCGGAUGAGGCAGUAGCAUAUGGUGCCGCGGUUCAAGCAGCUAUUUUGUCCGGAGACAAAUCGGAAGCAGUACAGGAUUUGCUUCUGUUGGAUGUUGCCCCACUUUCGCUCGGUAUUGAGACUGCAGGUGGAGUUAUGACUGCGUUAAUUAAGCGUAAUACUACAAUUCCCACGAAAACAGCGCAGACGUUUACUACGUAUUCCGACAACCAACCUGGUGUUUUGAUUCAGGUCUUUGAGGGCGAGCGCGCAAUGACUAAAGACAACAAUCUUUUGGGGAAAUUUGAAUUGUCAGGUAUUCCUCCGGCCCCUCGUGGUGUGCCGCAGAUUGAAGUCACUUUCGACAUUGAUGCGAACGGUAUAUUGAAUGUAUCUGCACAAGAUAAAUCGACCGGAAAACAAAAUAAAAUUACGAUUACAAAUGAUAAAGGUCGUCUCUCAAAAGAUGAGAUUGAACGUAUGGUUCAGGAGGCAGAAAAAUACAAAGCAGAUGAUGAAGCACAAAAAGAUCGCAUUGCUGCUAAGAAUGCGCUGGAAUCGUAUGCCUUUAACAUGAAGCAGACUAUUGAUGAUGAGAAGUUGAAGGACAAAUUAUCUGCGGACGAUCGUAAGAAAAUUGAAGACAAAUGUGAUGAGAUCAUCAAGUGGCUGGAUCGUAAUCAGACGGCGGAGAAAGACGAAUUUGAGCAUCACCAAAAGGAAUUGGAGGCAGUUUGCAAUCCGAUUAUAACCAAGAUGUAUCAAAGUGCAGGCGGAAUGCCAGGUAAUCCAGGAGGAUUCCCCGGCGGUGGUGCACCAGGAGGCGGUCAUCAGGGUGGAGGAGGACCAACAAUCGAGGAAGUUGAUUAA
Molecule: messenger RNA, 1944 nt
Organism: Dracunculus medinensis (Guinea worm)
Lineage: Eukaryota; Metazoa; Nematoda; Chromadorea; Rhabditida; Dracunculidae
Source: the annotation of a GenBank genome assembly